CUCUUCAAAUAAAUAAAUAAAAUCUUUAAAAAAAAAAAUAAAAGCUUGUGGCUUUAGCUUUUAUGCUUACAUCUAUAAUUCAUUUUGAAUUAGCUUUUGGUAUUUGUCAGAUACACACAACAUAGGUGAGUUGCAAAACCUUGAGUGGAAAAAAAAAAAAAACCCAAAUGCAAAGAAUACAUGCCAUGCAAUUCUACUUAUAUGAAGUUCUACAGCAGGAAUAACUCCGCUAUGGUAAUAGAAAUCAGAACACCGGUUUCCCGGAUGGGAGAGAGUAGUGACUCAAAGGGGCACAAGAAAAAAGUUACUGGGGUCAUGGAGACAUCCUGAAUCUUAAUUGAAGUGGUAUUUACAUAGACAUGUACAUGUGUAAAAAACCCAAUGAGCUAUACACUUAAAUUGCAUGUGUUUUACUUCAUGUAAAUUGUACUUCAAUUAAAAAUGUAUUAUAAAAAAAAUCCCAAGUAAGGAAAAGAACUUCAAGGAUCCUGUUUUUUUCCCCUAAAUGGAACAAAAUCUAGUCCCUUGGUAAUGACAAAGAGAAGCUACUGGCAUAUGAAUUGUUAUGAUUGCAAGUAUCUAAUUCUUUCAUCAUCAAAAGAGAAUCUGAUGACAUCAUCAUCCCAGAAGACUGAAAUAAUAAACAGGCGAACUGGGUAGUGCCGUAGAACCAAUACCAGGUUAUCUGAUUCAUGAUUUUUCAAAGGUCUCAGAAUGUCCUGCUUGAAAACUGCCCACUUGAGAUUUUCCACAUGUCUUCUCAAACCACCAUACUGUAAAUGUUAAGUCUCUAAGGAAGAAACUACAUAAAAGUCCUAUGUGAUCGUAGGAAAACAAAAGGUAAGAGUUUGUCCUUAAUUUCAACCAAACUAAGCCACAUUCAAUUCCUUUUCUGCACACAAAUUCGUAAGUGUAUAGACUGAGUAUCACAAAGGAGCUUUAUAAACUUCAGGGCAAAAUUCCAAGGUCAAAGUACAAAUAAUCUAAAAAUUAUAGUUCAGCCUCUAGCCCAUACUUGGAAUGAAUUUUAUAUUCAAAUACUUUUGAGGAAGAGCAUCUAUUUUAUGCUGUUAUUGGUCCUAUCACCUAUCUUGGAAUGAUCAACUUCAUAAUAUUAAUUCAUUAAAAAUAAGUUCCUUCACAACUAUACCCCUCCUUAAAGUCCAAGUAAGUAUUUUCACAAUUAUCUCUUUUCUCUGACACCCCACCCUGUUAAGUUAGGCCGGGAAGUGGCAUUUGUAUUUUGAUUUUCUGUAGGAAAAGCCCUGUGCACUCUAGAAAACACAAAUGAAGGUUAUAAAAUCUCUUGCAUCAAGGCCAGCUUAGACCAGCUAAUGUCCUAGCUAGCUCCCACAAAAAGUGCCUCCACAGACUCAAUUCUAUUUUCAUAUAGAGAGACAUCCAAGGACCAGAUGUGCCUCAAAUCCUAGCCAAUAUCUAUUAAAUCAGCUGGUUUAAGUCAUGGAGAAUCACAAUUCAACACAGCUUACUCUGUAUACAUCGUGUACCAUUGUUCUAUAUUUAAUCUACUUUUAUCUGUUUCUUUUUCCUCUCAGGAAAGGAUGAAAUAUGGAAGAAAAAUAAUUCAAUUGUUAUUAUUUUUAUUGUUUCUAUGGGCUUUGCACAGACAGUAUCAUUUCAGCACAAAGAAACUACAGAAGAUACACCGGUGCUGGUUUGUGGAUACUCAAUCAAAAGAAUUAGAGCUAUCAGACUGGUUUUCUCCCAGUGAAUACAUGAACCUGUCGACCACCAGCUGGUCAGCUCCGGUUGUAUGGGAUGGCACUUUCAAUGAAGAAGUAUUGGAAGAGUAUUAUGAAAAACAUAAAAUUACUGUGGGAUUGACUGUAUUUGCUGUAGGAAGAUAUAUUGACCACUACUUGAAGAAAUUUGUAUUAUCUGCAGAUGAGUUUUUUAUGGUUGGCCAUAAAGUCAUAAUUUAUGUCCUGAUAGAUGACUUCUCCAGGAUGCCUUGGAUACAGCUGGGUCCCCUCCGUUCGAUCAAAGUGUUUGAAAUUAAGCGAGAGAAGAGAUGGCAAGAUAUCAGUAUGAUGCGCAUGAAGGUUAUUAGUGAACAUGUUAUGGAUCAUAUCCAAUAUGAAGUUGACUUUCUCUUCUGCAUGGACGUGGAUCAAAUCUUCAUAAGGAAAUAUGGAUUGGAGACUCUGGGGGAGUCAGUAGCUCAGUUACAUGCUUAUUGGUACAAGGAAGAUCCUACAGUGGUGCCAUAUGAAAGAAGUGAGUUAUCAGAAGCAUAUAUACCUUUUGGUAUGGGAGAUUUUUAUUACCAUGCUGCUGUAUUUGGUGGCACUCCCAUUCAAGUUCUCAAUAUUGCCAGGGAGUGCUUAAAAGGAAUCAUGAAUGACAAGAAAAACAACAUCGAAGCAGUGUGGCAUGAUGAAAGUCACUUAAACAAGUACUUCUUUCUCCAUAAACCCACUAAACUCUUAUCACCAGAAUAUUGCUGGGAUUUUACUAAAACAGAUGUUCCUUUUAUUUACAGUAUCAAACUCUUUUGGGCUAAAAAGGAUUAUGAACAUCUUAGGGUGACAAUGUAAUUAUAUAGCACUUCCUUCAGGUUGCUGAAGUUAAGAGCAUCAUUUUGUCUUAUUCCUUAGGAAAUUAGCACUUGAUAAAUUUUACCACUAAAAAAAAGAAUCACUAACAAAAUGGCAAGGCCACCAACACAGCAUACUCAUACUUUUCCUCAUAUUCAUUUUGAAUUGUAUAAGAUGGGAUAUAGCAGUUGCAGAAUGAAUGUAUUGACAUCAGAUGGAGAUACAGUGAUUUCAUAUCCUGUGUGAGUGUUGAGGAAAUAUUAUUUGUUGGAUCACAAUGAACAAAAUAGAAUCUCUCACAAGAAAAUGAAACCUGAAAUAUUUUUAUUGAUCCAUGUAGAUACACAUUUCUCAUAUUGCAUAAGAAAGGGGAUUGUCUAGAGGUGUGGAUAAGAAGUCACUGCAAGAAUAGUAAUAUUCUCUCUAUGUAAAACAUUAAAGACGUUAAAGUUGCCACCAGAUGGACAGAUAAUUACUUAGGAAACUGAGUCAUUCAAAAAAAUUUUUGCAUUUGUAGUUUUAAAACUUUGUAAAGUUGUUUGUUGUAAAAAUUAAUUGAAAAGAAA
Messenger RNA from Leptonychotes weddellii (Weddell seal), 3124 nucleotides. Its product is annotated as N-acetyllactosaminide alpha-1,3-galactosyltransferase-like. Gene Ontology annotation, molecular function: hexosyltransferase activity. Gene Ontology annotation, biological process: carbohydrate metabolic process. The record is from RefSeq and is a predicted model, not a curated record. Gene Ontology annotation, cellular component: Golgi apparatus; membrane; vesicle. NCBI's taxonomy places the organism in Eukaryota, Metazoa, Chordata, Mammalia, Carnivora, Phocidae.